CGCGCGCGCGCAGCAGCAACAAUGUCUCCUCUUCUCCAAACCCACGAGGGAAAGUGUGAGUGAGGAUCAGAAACCUGCAGGAUCUGAAUGUGGGAGACUUCUUCUGACUGACUGUGACAACAUGAUGCACUUCCUGUUGCUGUUCAGUCGGCAGGGGAAGCUGCGGCUGCAGAAAUGGUUCACGCCGCUGACGGACCGGGAGAAAAAGAAGGUGAUCCGCGACAUGAUAGUACUAGUGUUGGCCCGUCCACCACGUUCCUGCAACUUCCUCCAGUGGAGGGACCUCAAGAUUGUUUACAAGAGGUACGCCAGCUUGUAUUUCAGUGUCGGACUGGAUGAGCAGGAUAAUGAGCUGCUGGCCCUCGAGGUGCUGCACAGAUACGUAGAGUUGUUGGAUAGAUACUUUGGAAAUGUGUGUGAGCUGGACAUCAUUUUCAACUUUGAGAAGGCGUACUUCAUCCUGGACGAAUUCCUGAUGGGAGGAGAAGUCGUAGAAACGUCAAAAUUAGCUGUGGGUGCAUCGAUAGAGGAGGCCGACACUUUCCAGGAGACGAUGGAGGAAUACAUGAGCAAGCCUGCCUACUGAGCCGAGACAGCACCAGGAUUUCAAAACUUUAAGCAAAAGGUUUAUUGCUCUGGAAUAUUUUUACUGAAUGACUGCUAAUGACUGAUUUUGCAUCAUGCUGUGGUUGAUUAAUAACCACAAACCUACUUUGUCUAAAAGUGCCUUCUAAUCUUAAAAUUCAUUCAUCUCAGGUUUUAUGAGGAGAUAUGAAAUGUUUUUUUAUAUUUAUUAACUAUUUAAAUAUGUUCUUGCAACCACAUUGAGACGUAACAGGCAAAACAUGUUUAUUUUUAAAUAAAGAAACACCACACGGUAAGGAAAAAAUAAAGUCAAUGCUUUAUUCACCUCAGAUUUGUCACAUAUGGCCACAUUUGAGAAACAAUUAACAAAAAAUAAAGAUAAACACAAGUGAAUCUUAGGGAUGCAACACUGAUUGUGUGUGUGUGUG
Molecule: messenger RNA, 1013 nt
Organism: Hippoglossus stenolepis (Pacific halibut)
Lineage: Eukaryota; Metazoa; Chordata; Actinopteri; Pleuronectiformes; Pleuronectidae
Gene: ap1s3a
Product: adaptor related protein complex 1 subunit sigma 3a
Exons: 5
Coding region: 122-586 (154 amino acids)
Biological process (GO): vesicle-mediated transport; intracellular protein transport
Cellular component (GO): intracellular membrane-bounded organelle; AP-1 adaptor complex; membrane coat
Molecular function (GO): clathrin-cargo adaptor activity
Source: RefSeq, a predicted model, not a curated record